GACAUGUCACCCCGCAGCCUCUUAGGGGGUUGUUGUAGCAGCCCUGCAGUCUUUCUGGAAAUUCUAGCGACUUCGCAUAUUUCGAGAUCUCGGAUGGGGCAUAUACCUCUUGAUGCCAUCUAUAUUGUGGAGACACGUUCUUCACAAGAUCGCCACCAGGCCAGGAACCACAGCGGAACCAGCCUCGGCUCCGUCGCAAUUCUUCUCCGCACUCGCUUUUUUUAAUCUCAUCUCACCCACUUGAAGGUUAAUUCCUUCGCUGGUCGUCUCUCCUUUUCUAUACUCUUUCAUCUAUAUUCUGCGUCCGGAAGUGGUACCGCCACCAUGAGCGCCCUCGGCAGUCCCAUCGCUCUACUCAAGGCGCUUUUACUGAGGGUCCCCCUCAUCCUGCGGACCGUUCUCCUCCAUGGCAUCGGUCAGUCGCCUGGCUCAGGGAAGCAGGACUUCCGAACCGAAUUGACUGUCGCUAUUAUCCGCUCCUUCAUCACCGGCCGCGGCGUCCCCGUUGGCAAGCAGCAGAAAGGAAGCAUGCGCGAUCCGGGGAUAAAGGGCCCAUUAUGGGUGUCAAAAGUGAGGAUCCCGCAGCCGGAGUUGGAUGUUCAGGACGCCGUCAUCAAGGCGAUUGAAGAGCUCAAAGAAGGAGGCGAGACAUAUGAUAUUCCCGGGGUUGGACCGGUCGAGGCUGAGUGGACAGGGUAUCGCAAAGGCGUGGAUAAGAAUGCACCUGAGCCGGAGAUGUCGGAGGAGCAGAAGUAUGAGGCAUUGAAGAAGGAGAAUACUGUGGAUAUGGUUGUUCUGUACCUCCAUGGAGGUGCAUACUAUCUCAUGGACCCGUGCACCCACCGUCCAGCAACAUCCCAGCUAUCCAAGCGGACAAACUCCCCAGUCCUCUCAGUCCGCUAUCGUCUCGCCCCCCAGAACCCAUUCCCCGCUGCCCUUGUCGACGCCCUCGUCGCAUACCUCUACCUCGUCUCUCCUCCCCCAGGAUCCUUCCACGCCCCCGUCCCUCCCAACAAGAUCAUCAUCGCCGGAGACUCAGCCGGCGCAAACCUCAGCACCGUCCUCCUCCAAACCCUCCUCACCCUCCAGCGCACCUCCACCACCAUCCGCUUCCACAACCAAGACAUCCCCAUCACCGCACCCGCUGGCGUCGCCCUCUCCUCACCCUGGUGCGACAUCUCACGAUCCAUGCCCUCCGUCGUCAAAAACGCCGCAUACGACUACCUCCCACCACCAAACCCGGCCUCCCCAACCCCAGAACCAUUCGCGCCACCCCCAGUCCCAGCAGACAACAUCUGGCCCGCCUCCCCACCCCGCGUCGACUACUUCGUCAACGCCCCCACAGUCAUCCACCCCCUCGUCUCCCCGCUCGCAGCCCCCUCCCACCUCUGGAAAUCCAGCCCGCCCAUCUUCAUCUCCGUCGGCGAAGAAGGCCUCACCGACGAAAGCCUCAUCCUCGCCCGACGCAUGCACCAAGCCGGCGUCCCCGUCAUCGCCGAACAGACCGAAGGCAUGCCGCACUGUUUCGGACUAAUGAUGCCCGGCUCCGCGGCGGGUAAAUCCUUCUACGACUCGCUGGGUGCGUUCUGUCGUGAUGCUGUUGCGGGGAGGGCUGGUGAGCGCGCGAAUGGGAAAUUGAAGUUCAUUGGCUUUACGGAUAAAUCGAGUAGGGAGAUUCCGCUGGAGGAGGUUAGUCCGUUGUCGGAUGGUGAGGUUGAGGCGUUGUUGCGGAAGGCGAGGGAGUGGAGGGUUCAGGGGGAGAAGGUUCUUAUUUCGGAGUGGAGUGCUAAUAAGGAUCGGGCGAGGUUGUAAGCUUCUUUCCUCAUACAAAUAGUUACAGUACUUAGUGUACUUAGUAUAUAUGUAGAUACGUAAAUUGAGUGAAGGGGUUUGCUUUAUUAAUAUAAUGGACUAGCGCGAGUUAAAAAUAUCGCCCCGGC
Molecule: messenger RNA, 1940 nt
Organism: Aspergillus versicolor CBS 583.65
Lineage: Eukaryota; Fungi; Ascomycota; Eurotiomycetes; Eurotiales; Aspergillaceae
Product: alpha/beta hydrolase
Exons: 2
Coding region: 325-1812 (495 amino acids)
Molecular function (GO): hydrolase activity
Source: RefSeq, a predicted model, not a curated record